Messenger RNA from Alexandromys fortis (reed vole), 165 nucleotides. Its product is annotated as keratin-associated protein 20-2-like. Lineage: Eukaryota; Metazoa; Chordata; Mammalia; Rodentia; Cricetidae. The transcript has a single exon. Bases 1 to 165 code for a protein of 54 amino acids. The record is from RefSeq and is a predicted model, not a curated record.
AUGUGUUACUAUGGCAGCUACUAUGGAGGCCUGGGCUACGGCUAUGGUGGCCUAGGCUAUGGCUAUGGCUGUGGCUAUGGUGGCUAUGGUGGCUAUGGUGGCUAUGGUUAUGGUUGUUACCGCCCACUGUGCUAUAGAAGGUACUGGUCCUGCGGCUUCUACUGA